Molecule: messenger RNA, 2720 nt
Organism: Bombus huntii
Lineage: Eukaryota; Metazoa; Arthropoda; Insecta; Hymenoptera; Apidae
Product: ionotropic receptor 75a-like
Exons: 10
Coding region: 1-2109 (702 amino acids)
Source: RefSeq, a predicted model, not a curated record
AUGAAUAAUAAUAAUGCAAGUAAUAACGCGGUCGAUCUAAAGGCAGGCGAUGUCGAACGAUUCGAUGUGAUCAGUGUUAAUAUUCGAACAGAAUUCUUGGUUCGAGAAAAGAAUAGUAUAAUGUAUACCGUCUUAUUCCUUUUAUUGCAAUUCGUUUUAAUUUCGAACACGCAGGAUCAUGUAUUCAUCCGAGAUUAUUUUGUGUAUAAAAAAGUACGAAAUGUCGUAGGAUUUUCUUGUGGCGAUAUUGUAGGUGACUUCAAUCUUCUGAAAACGCUAAGCACCACUGGCAUAUUUACGAUAAUAAGAGAACCCAGCGUGAAAAUCGACUUCCGUAGGUUUAUGAGAAGCGAAACUUGGACAGUAGGUGUCGUAAUCGAUUUGCGUUGUCGCAAUGAGACCGCCGUACGAAUUUUCGCUGAAAGCUCGAAAUAUCGAAUGUACGAUUACUCGUACAAUUGGUUAGUGUUGGGCUCGGAUUACAAUAACAGUAUUCCUUUCUUGAACGAUACUGCUUAUAACAUAGUAACUGAUGUUGCUCUUGCUAUAACGAACAAAAAUGGCUAUGAUCUGUACGAUGUUUUUAAUCACUGCAAAUAUCGUGGUGGUGCGUUAAACGUUACUGAGCUUGGUACCUGGCAUCGUGAGUCUGGAUUCAAAGUUUUCUUAACGCAGCCAUUAAUUAGUAGAAGGGCCAACAUGCACGGCAUGAGAUUAAAAAUAUCUGGUGUGAUUCAAUACAGACCAAAAAAUAUGCGUCUCGAGGAUUACAUGCAAGACAUAAAUACGAGAUCGUUGGAUAGUAUGCAUAAAUUUGUACACGCUAUGAUUUUGCAUACAGGAGAUCUUUUUAAUUUCAGCGUCCAUGCCUCGGAAAUAAUUUAUUGGGACCGACACAGCGUGCAUGGUUUGAUUUUCGAAUUCUUACGGUCGAAUUACAUCGAUUUCGCUAGUAAUCCAAGAAUUAUGGUGUCUGAACGAUUGGAUUACGCUACUCUAAUCGGCGCAGCAUGGCCAAUUAGACCCUGUUUCAUGCUGCUAUCGACUUCAACGAAUAAGAUCAAGUUAGAAAUCUUUUUGAAACCCUUCACACGGCAAACGUGGUACGUGUUUGCUGUUUUCGGAUUAUUUUCCGUAUUCGUUAUGAAGAUGAUAAUGAAUCGCGAAGAUAUUGGCAAGAGAGAAAAAUAUUCAGGAGCGGUGGUGCUGUCGAUAGGAAUCGUGUCUCAACAAGGUGCAUAUGAAAGAUAUCAAUCGGAAGCUAAAUUAUCAAAUACGUGGAAAGAUCAAAAUCUAUUAAAACUAUUUGAAAUUUCGAUAGGUGCAAAUUUUUUGCCGAAACGUUUACCAAGCCGUAUAGCGUUAUUUCAAAUAAUUAUACAUAGCUGGAUAAUGUACAAUUAUUACUCUGCCAGUAUUGUCUCGGCUCGAUUGAGCGAACCCCUUGAUAUGAUGGAAGAUUCUGUAACUGUUCUUGCUGAUAGUAAUCUAAAAAUUGCUGCGGAAGCCGUACCAUAUCUAAACUACUUUUUAUACAAACUGAACUGGGAAUCGGAUUAUUUUCGCAAGAAACGCUGGGAUCCUCUGCCAGAAUCAAAACGAUAUCUCCCAAUAGAAGAGGGUAUCAGACAAGUCGGUCAAGGAAUUUUAGCGUAUCAUACAGAUCCUAAUACAGCUUACCCUUACGUCGAAAGAAUGUUCGAUUCAAAUAAAAUCUGCGAAUUGACGGAGAUUCAUUUGUUCAAACAAUCGGUGAUGGGAAUGUACGCCAGUCACAAUGGACAGUUCAUUGAGAUAGCAAAAAUUGGGUUGACAAAGAUGUUUAAUACUGGCCUUCGUAAUCGGCAAAUCAAACAUUGGUCAUCGAGGAAGCCACAGUGUCAACCCGACACUUUGUCCACAAGGAGCAUCACGAUCUACGAAACUGCUCCAGCUUUGAUUUUAUUGGCAUUCGGAAUGCUCGUAGCUGGAAUCAUUUGCAUCGUGGAAAAUAUUAUUUACAAUCAUACGAUGAAGAGUAUGGAGAAAAGUGCACGAAAGAGAAGCGAAGCGAAAGGAAGUUUCAGCAGUAGCAACAGCGGACGUAACUUAUUAGAUAUAAAUCCAUAAUAUUCGUAUUGGUUUUUGAUUCGAUAAGAAAGUAGAAUUUCAAUUAGUAAGCUAUUUCAAUUAACUUAUAAAAUUAAAAAAUGAAAUAAAAGAACUAGUUAUAUGAUGUAUAUAUUUGUUUGCAAGGGAUCAACAUUCUUUUUGACAUAGAAAUUGUAAAUUUUGAAAUAUAAGUAAAAUUAGUCGAUUAACUAUUGAUCUGAUAUAGUCAUUAUCGGAUAUUACUAUGCUAUAAAACAGUUCAGAAUCACGAGUGGUUUCGUUUUCUAAAGAGCCAUCACAUCAAACCUGACAUGUUUUCUCAUGAAAAAUAAAAGAAUGGAAAGGAAGGACUGCCAGGGACUGUAGCACGAAUACUCUACUUGUAGUCGUUCGAUUUGCAAUCGUGAAUAAAGGCUAACAACAGUAGUGUCAUGCGCUUUUACAAUUUCUUUUAUUUACAGUUAAUCGUUGCACUGUACGCAAGUAAAAUGGAUAUGAUUCGUGAUUAUUUCGUUUUUAAGAAUGUUGGUAGAGUGGCUGGAUUUUCCUGCGGAGAGAUCGAAAGUAGGUAGUUUUCAUUCUGUGAAGCAAGUUUCUCAAUUUUUUAAAAUAAAAUAGUAUUUUUAAAA